UCACUGGCGAGUGAGGAGGAAAAUCAGCUGAAGGAAAACACUGCUGGAGACUUAAAACCAUGGCUGCGGAGAUCCAUUCCAGGCCCCAGACUGCUAGACCGAUUCUUCUGAACAAAAUCGAGGGACACUCGGACGCUGUUAACGCAGCCGUUUUGAUACCAAAAGAGGAUGGAGUGAUCACGGUCAGCGAGGACAGAACCAUCCGAGUUUGGCUGAAAAGAGACAGCGGUCAGUAUUGGCCGAGCAUCUACCACACAGUCUCCUCUCCAUGCUCUUGCAUGUCGUACCACCAUGACAGCAGACGUAUCUUCAUAGGCCAGGACAAUGGAGCUGUUGUGGAGUUUCUUAUCUCUGAGGACUUCAACAAGAUGAACCACGUCAAAACAUAUCCAGCCCACCAGAACCGUGUGUCAGAUAUGGUGUUCUCCUUGGAGAGUGAGUGGGUGGUGAGCACCGGCCACGACAAGAGUGUGAGCUGGAUGUGCACCCAGAGCGGCAGCAUGCUGGGGAGACACUACUUCACAGCCUGGGCCUCCUGCCUACAAUACGAUCACGAGACGCAGCAUGCCUUUGUCGGCGAUUACUCAGGACAGAUCACGCUGCUGAAGCUGGAGAAGCAGACGUACUCCACCAUCACUACACUAAAGGGCCAUGAAGGUAGUAUAGCAACCCUGUGGUGGGACCCCGUCCAGAGGCUGCUGUUCUCAGGGGCCUCCGACCACAGCGUAAUCAUGUGGGACAUCGGGGGCCGCAAAGGACGAACGUUACUGUUGCAGGGACACCACGAGCGUGUUCAGGCCCUGCGUUACCUGCAGUUGACCAGGCAGUUGGUGUCGUGCUCGGCCGACGGAGGCAUGGCAGUGUGGAACAUGGACACACAGCGAGAAGAGGCGCCUCAGUGGUUAGACAGCGACUCUUGUCAGAAGUGUGAGCAGCCUUUCUUCUGGAACAUCAAGCAGAUGUGGGACACUAAGACGUUGGGGCUCAGACAGCAUCACUGCAGGAAGUGUGGGAAGGCAGUGUGUGGGAAAUGUAGUUCUAAACGCACCACGUUCCCAAUCAUGGGCUUCGAGUUCCCGGUGCGGGUGUGUGACGCCUGCUUUGACACCAUCAAAGAAGAAGAUCGAACACCAUUGGCCACGUUCCACGAGGGGAAACACAACAUCGCCCACAUGGACAUGGACCCAUCCAGAGGCCUGAUGGUCACAUGUGGAAGCGACCGCAUUGUUAAGAUCUGGGAUGUGACGCAGGUGGUUGGCUGUAGCUUAGCAACAGGCUUCUCUUCGCGCUGAUUGGCCCAGCUCGACUACAUGGCCCCCCCCCCACUCUCCGCCAAUGUCAUGGAAACCCGUCUGUAUAGUACAUCUCCCCAUCACUCCUGGGAUCUUCAGCUACAACCAGGCCUGCUCUUGGUGAAUGUGUGUGUGUGUAUAUUUGAAUGUGUGUGUGUGUCAACAGUGUCGCCCUCCACUUUUCUUUUUUUGCUUCUAAAAACAAACCUGUCUUUAAUUUCCCUGACUGUCGGUCCUACAUGAACGUGUGUGCGACUAAUUUUCGACUUUUUGCUCUGAUCUGAACCCUAAGCACAAUGGUGUGUGUGUACACGUGUGCAUGUAUUGUAAUGGUUUCUCCUAUUGGGAGGACUGGUGUUGGUAUUAGUGUUUACAUUAUAUUAAUAUUUCCCAUGCUUCUUUUGACAAAAGGUCAUUUUUUUAUUACCCUUAUACUGUAAAGUUAGGUUUCACUAAAUUGCUGACCUGUACAAACACACUAGCUUGCUUUUUACUGUGGCCCACUAACUGCAUAUUACUCCGUCACUGUUAACCCUAAUCAUCUGUAAAUACCCCUGCGUCAUGUGUACAGUAGAUAGUCGCUUGAAAUGACUCUCUGAUCAGCAUGAUCAGCUUUUUCUGUCUUUCUUUCCUCUCUUUUUUCAGUUUUCUUUCCUUUCACUAGUUGGCCUUAAAUCACUCUCAGGAGGUUUUACAUCUGUAGGUCGUCACUGGGCGGCAGGGGCUCUUCAUGUCAGUUGUAACCAUAAUUAAUGUGUAAUCACUGGAGCGUGGGAAAAAAAUCGAUACAACAGCCUCUUUCUUCAUAUAUGAAAAAAAAUCUCAUGAUGCACUCAGAGAUGCUGCCACAAAAUGUACUUGUUGGAUGUUUGCGUGACUCCACCAAUCCAGCCACGUGAGGCAUGGGAAAUAUAUGUUACCAUAGUAACAUGCACUGAUGGCGGCAGCAUCAAACACCCUGUCGCAGCCGUUCUUGAGGUUUACCUGUCAAAUUACAACUCAAGAUUUGAAGACUUGUGAUGAUUUCAGCUUUAUGGGUUUGAGUCUGAUUGUGGUAAAAUCAAGUUUAAAGGGACAGUUCAUCCCAAAUUAAGAAAAUGCAUUUUUCAUCCUCUUAC
Molecule: messenger RNA, 2410 nt
Organism: Plectropomus leopardus (leopard coralgrouper)
Lineage: Eukaryota; Metazoa; Chordata; Actinopteri; Perciformes; Serranidae
Gene: wdfy1
Product: WD repeat and FYVE domain containing 1
Biological process (GO): positive regulation of toll-like receptor 3 signaling pathway; positive regulation of toll-like receptor 4 signaling pathway
Cellular component (GO): early endosome
Molecular function (GO): protein binding; metal ion binding
Source: RefSeq, a predicted model, not a curated record